Messenger RNA from Engraulis encrasicolus (European anchovy), 1620 nucleotides. RefSeq lists its product as uncharacterized. The transcript has 3 exons. Bases 33 to 1445 code for a protein of 470 amino acids. Lineage: Eukaryota; Metazoa; Chordata; Actinopteri; Clupeiformes; Engraulidae. The record is from RefSeq and is a predicted model, not a curated record.
UUUCUGGGAAGACCCACUUGGGAUUUCAUGUGAUGCCACUUCCGUAUUUAUCUAAGUACUGUUUUUUGUCAGCCACUUUUUUGCCCAAAAUGCCCCAGUUUUGUGCCGUUUUAGGAUGUUCCAGUCGAUCUAACCGAGAGAAGGGAAAGGGUUACUAUCGACUACCUAAAGUGAUCACCCAUAAAGGGGAGAAAUGGAAAAAACUUACAGAACAACGCCGCAAAAAGUGGAUAGCUAACCUACGUUUACAGACUAGAAGAGCUGAAUCUGCAAAUACUCGUGUCUGCGGUGACCACUUCGUCAAUGGCUGCCCCAGCGCAUUGGUGGCUAGUGAGUCAGUGGACUGGGCUCCGACGGUCAAGCUGGGUUACCAAAACACAGAGCUGAUGUCAGAGGGUCUUAGUGAGGGGACACAGGAUGAAGGUUAUGCAGAUGCUGGAUGCCAGAUGGAUCUGACCAUGGAUGUCCUAGAGAAGAUGGAGGUGGUGAUCAGAGAAAACCUAGUGGAAUUGGGGGAAAAGGUACUGGACUGCAAGUUCACCCCGCAGUCCUUUGAAAACAAUGACGAGAAGACUAGGUUCUACACAGGGCUUCCCAAUUUCUUGGUGUUGAUGCAGAUUUUCCGGCUCUGUGAACCUGAAAUCACCUGCUGCCCCUUGUCUGUCUUGUCCAAAUUUGAACAGUUUAUACUCGUUUUGCUCAGGCUGAGACUUAACCUCCCAUUGAAGGACUUAGCUUUCAGGUUCAACAUCUCCUUGUCCACCGCUUCAAGAGUUUGGUACAGACUAAUUGACAUUCUUUAUGAAAAUCUAGAAUUUCAACUUGAAUGGCCUAAGCGACACAUACUCCAUGACACAAUGCCAAUUGUGUUCAGGGAAGCCUUUGGCUGUAAAGUGUCUGUCAUACUGGACUGUUUUGAGGUGUUCAUUGAGAGGCCAUCCAAUCUACUUGCUCAAGCACAGACAUGGUCCAACUACAAACAUCACAGCACUGUUAAAUUUCUGAUUGGCGUUGCACCGCAAGGCUUUGUCACCCACAUAUCCGUUGUCUGGGGAGGGAGGGUCAGCGAUAAAGAACUCACUAUACAGAGUGGUAUCCUGAAAAACCUCUUACCUGGGGACAUUGUCGUUGCAGAUCGAGGUUUCAACACUAGUGAGAAUGUUGGAUUUUACUGUGCCAAAUUACAGAUACCGACGUUCCCGACGGGAAGAAAGCAGCUGACGCCAUUCAAGGUGGCAGAAACUCGGAAAGUUGCUAACUUGCGUAAACAUGUGGAGAGGGUCACAGGUUUAGUCAGAAGGAAAUACCAGAUUCUACAAAGCAAGGCUAUGGCCAUAGAAAACAUGGCCACAAAGCCAGGUGAGGCACUGGCAUUGAUUGGCAAGAUUGGUGUGAUCUGCUGUGUAUUAUCAAAUAUGUCAGAAUCCAUUGUGUCAUUGGAGUGAUAUUGGUUUGGCACACCUUGCAAAUGGACAUUUCUUUAAAACACACUUGUGAAACAAUAUUCAAACUAUAUAUCCUUACAAUGUGAACAACUGAACAUGUAUACUAUGAUGUAAAUAUCCCGUUGUUUUUUGUUGUGAAUAGCCCACUGUGUAUCCCUAUUCCUUUCUAAAUUAA